Molecule: messenger RNA, 927 nt
Organism: Clonostachys rhizophaga
Lineage: Eukaryota; Fungi; Ascomycota; Sordariomycetes; Hypocreales; Bionectriaceae
Source: the annotation of a GenBank genome assembly
AUGCCUCUCUCGGACAAUAAGAAGAUCGUGGAGAACAGCGAAGAGUUGAUCGUGACUCUUCGUAAGAUUUUUGGCAAAAAUCCUGGAGUCAGACCUGCGCAUGCCAAAGGGCUGCUCUUGGAGGGAACAUUCACACCGACCGCGGAGGCUUCGUCACUCUCCUCAGCACCUCAUUUCAAGCGUGCCUCAACGCCAGUUGUAGCCCGGUUCUCCAAUGCCAGCGGGUUUCCACAGUUGCCCGACACUGAUAAAAAUUCGAUCGCGAGUGGGUUCGCGAUCCGAUUUCAACUGGAGGAAACUCCCCGACGCGUGCACACGGACAUUAUCACAGUCGCCAGCCCAUUUUUCCCAGUGAAGAAUGCCGAAGAGGCCCUUGGGUUCUUUGGGGGUGUCGCCGAUGGGACGGUGGAGCAGUUCGUCGCCACGCAUCCUGCGGCAGCAAGGGCCGUCACGGCUCCCAAGAAGUUCCCCGUCAGUCUGGCUACCCAGAAAUACUUUGGUAUCCAUGCAUUCAAGUUUGUCAAUGCGGAAUCGGCGGAGACGUACAUCCGCUACCGUUUUGUGCCUAAGGCGGGCGAGAAGCAUCUGGAAGAUGAGGAUGUCAAGACAAAGCCCGACGGUUAUCUCUUCGACGCAUUGCCAGGGAUCGUGGAGACUGGCUCUAUUGAAUUUGACAUCGUAGCCCAAAUUGCCGAACAAGGCGACGUCACAGAUGAUGCCACCGCUAUAUGGCCGGAGGAUCGUAAGAUCGUUAAGCUAGGCACCGUCUCCCUGAAUAAGAUCAAGGAGAACAAUGAGGCCGAACAGAAACAUAUCAUCUUUGACCCCGUGCCGAGAGUCGACGGAAUCGAACCAUCGAACGAUCCUUUGAUCGAUCUUCGGGCUACGAUAUAUCUUCUUAGCGGCAAGGACCGCCGGGCUGCUUAG